Messenger RNA from Colias croceus (clouded yellow), 2662 nucleotides. It is a transcript of the gene ltl, whose product is annotated as protein artichoke-like. Gene Ontology annotation, cellular component: extracellular matrix. The coding region runs from base 35 to 1939 and encodes 634 amino acids. NCBI's taxonomy places the organism in Eukaryota, Metazoa, Arthropoda, Insecta, Lepidoptera, Pieridae. The record is from RefSeq and is a predicted model, not a curated record. Gene Ontology annotation, molecular function: protein binding. The transcript is spliced from 8 exons.
UCAGUAGCGCGAGCCGCCCCGCCUGGCACGCACGAUGUUUGCGCUCGCGCUCGCCGCCGUCGCCCUGUGCGCGCUGUCUUCCCGCCCCGGCGCGGGCGCCAGCCUCCACUGCGCCAUGCGCCGCGAGAUCUCACCCUGCACCUGCCGCCGCGAGGACAACGGCACCGGUGCCAUCGUCGUCGUCUGCAAGAGCAUCAGCACCUACGAGGAGAUCGCCCGAGCGCUCACCGACAAGUUCAACCCGGAGACCAAGAUCGUGCUCGAGGUGGCCAACUCCCAGCUGCCCGACUUCGCGGACCACACUUUCCGCGAGCUGGGCCUCUCCAUCACCAGGCUCAAGCUCAACUUUGACAACCUAAGUGAAUUAAAAGAGAGUGUGUUCACCAAACUGGACCUGGUGGAAUUCUUCAGCCUGGCCGACAAUGCGCUGACGGAAAUGCCGCGUCACGUGUUCAGGCAUUUACCGCAUGUGCUGACCCUGGACCUCUGCAGGAAUAAGAUCACUAAGCUUACAGAGGAAGACUUUAAGGACAUUCAAGGCUUAGAGCAUCUAUUGGUAGCUGACAAUCAGAUAUCCAAGAUCGAAAGACACGCAGUACCCAAAGGUCUGAUCCACGUGCAUUUGGGCAUCAACAAACUGAGCAGUCUCAACGGAGCCCUAAGGGAUCUCAAUGAUUUGGAGUGGAUCUUUAUCAACGCCAACCAUCUUAAGUCGAUUGACAAUGAACUGCCAGUGAAAGCCAAAAAGCUAGUACUUAUCCAUGCCGCGCACAAUGAAUUGCAGAGUUUACCAAAAGACUUACAACAGAUGCCUUCACUGCAGUCUCUUUAUUUCUAUGACAAUCACAUAAAGUCACUGGACGGCGCUUUGCAAAAGUCGAGACGGUUGAUGACUAUUAGUUUAUCUUUCAACAAAAUUGAGAUGCUUGCCGAAGAUGACUUCGCUGAAGCGGAAAUACUAGCAGAUCUAGAUAUAGCAUACAACCAGUUAAGGUCGCUAAACGGCUCGUUAAGGAGUCUCAAAUCCCUUCGGUAUCUGAACCUGACACAUAACGCGUUCACAGAGUUCUCCUUGCAAGAGAUAAAGGGCCUUAAACGGUUGUCCGUUAUCGAUCUGUCCCAUAAUAAAAUUAGUUUCAUCACUGGAAAUAUGGAGAUAUUGUUCCAGAAUCUCGUUGACGUAGAAACAAGGGUAUUAGAACUGCGUCUCGAUCACAACAACCUCCACAACCUUGGAGGCGCGCUCAUGGGCCUGCACGGCUUGCUGCGUCUGAACUUGAGCAAUAACCAAAUACAACAGAUCUCGCCUGACGAUCUCAUCGGCUUGGAGGAACUCAGACUACUCGACGUGUCCUACAAUCACAUAACCACGCUCGAAGAAACAUCGAAGACUUUCUUGCCGUAUCUGGAGGAGCUGAUCGCUCACCACAACAACAUCACCGCGCUCGACAAAGACUUCCACGGGCUCCCGUCUCUCUGCACGGCUGAUCUUUCGUAUAAUAAAAUUCAAACUGUGAAUUAUGAAGUCGUGUCCAAGUCGCGAUGUACCAUCAACGGAGUGCCCAGUAUUUUGAAGAUUUAUCUUCAAGACAAUCCAGUAUUGUGCGACGAUCGGCUGUACGAGCUCGAGACGGUGCUGCUGGGGCUGAACGCGCGGCUGAGCGGCGACGCGACGUGCGCGGCGCCGCAGACGAGCGCGCCGGUGCUCAUGCGCGCGCUCAACGACAUCGUGCCGGACGCGCCCGUGGUGCUCGUCGCCCGCGUGGCCGGCGCGCGGCUGCUGGACGGCCUGCCGCAGCACGCGUACCAGCGGGUCGGCGCGCUCGGGCCCGGCGUGCCGCCCGCCGGCUCCAACGUGGUCGUCAAGUGGCCCGACGAGCGGCCCCACCCGCUCGCCGACCACCUCCGCCUGCGCGAUCUCAAAGCCUCCCCGCAGUGAGCCGGCGCCCGACGCCCACGAACUUAGUGCCUCGCUGGCGACCGCCGCUUCCAAGCACGGAGGAUCGGAUGAUAUCAUUGCAAUGUACAUAGCGACCAUCGUUACUACUACACCAAAGUGAUAUUUCAAAUUAUAGGCACUCUCGAUAGCGACGUGCCGUGUACCUACAUAAUAUAAGUAUAGCGUAGAAUUCGAAUAUAGAUGUUUGAUGUUGCCGAAUGUCAGUGUGUGAAUGUGAAAGUAUUUCUCUUGUAAUUCCAAAUUUACGGUUUUAGUAAACCGAUUAAUGUGUAAUGAUUAUUCGCGAUAUUGUUUAUUAUAUCUGGUAGAAUAUUAAAUGCCCUAUUCGACUUUAUUUUUAAGUGAUUGUGGUGUACCUAAAAUAAUUUAUGUAUCGUAAUAAUAUUGUUAAUUUUACUAUGUAGUUCAUAGAAUAAUUUAUAUGGCAAUUAACAAUACUCAAAGCUAUUGACGUAAUAAUAUAAAAAUAUUGUCUCAUUUUAAUUCAAAAUACUAACAGAUAAAAAUGUAUACGCCCAAUAUUUUCUGAACUAAUUUUAUUCGUAGUUCCUUACAAUAUAAUAUAAUUAUUAUAAUAAUAUAUUAAUUGAUUUUUUUAGUAUCCUACGACCCGGUUGAGUGUACCGGGAGAUUUAGCUUUACGUAAUAGCUGUACGAAAGAUAACGAUUGUAUUUGUUGUUUCCAAUAAAUGAUACCAAUAG